GGCCACAAAACGUCACAUAGGACUCCACGAAGAUGGUACUCCUUCCGGCCAAAAUUAUUUGUCGAAAUCUUACAUGUAUCUAGACGUUUUUUAAAUAUAGAUACAUUCAUAUUUUAGACAAAUUUGAGACAGGAGGGUAUCUUCAAUGCGCAUGCACCUUGCUGAAAUGCUGAGCAAGCCAAGCACCACCAUGCCGACUUGAGCGCCGCAUCCAUGCGGUGUCUAGUUGCCUCAGGACAUCGACAAUAACAUCGCAGAGCAUUUUGAAAAGAAAAAAAAGAAGAAUGUGAACAGAGGUAAUCUGACGGUCUGGCCAAUCCUUGCACAAAGUAACUACACACAAAAUGAAGAAACGAGCAAGAAAACACAAACACACUCUACUCUGAAAAGAAUGGGGCAGAACUUUCAGCCUGCGCAGCUAGGCCAGCUUGGCAUUCAGCAAAGUCCCUUAUUUAUGCCCCCAAAAUGUUUUUUUUUUCUUUCUUUCUAAGAACUAGUCAUCUUGCAGGCCUUGCGUGGCCCACAUGUCACCAAUCGCAUUGGCGCUUCUACUGAAAACUCCAUAGUUUGGUGAUUUCGUCAACAUUACAUUGGAUGAAUCGCUACUCUCGUAUGCUUGAGUCCACGCGACUUGUUUCUGCAGAAAAAGUUUCUCAAAACGGCACUCCGUCCCCACGGCUCGAAACAUCCGCUGGCCAUGGAGAGCACGCCGGCAGGCAAUGGGCCGCGCACAGGGCACGACCACCGUGGGCUCCGCGGCCGUUUCGCCGGUAUCUUCUCCUCCUCGCCCUCACCCAACCUUCAGUGCUCUGAACAGGUCGCGAAGCUUAGGGACGAGGUCCAGAAGCAGAGCGAUCUCAAGGAGACGUGCAAGGCUCGGCUGGAGAGCACGCAGGAGUAUCUCAGGUUCUGCCUUGAGGUCGCACAGGAGCACGGCUUCUUGCACCUCAUAUCCAACAGCUCCAACGACGAGUCGCCUCACCAGGACGACGAAACCGAUGCCGCAACGGCGGCCGGCGCCGACGGCGAAGACGAGCGAGCUAAAGCUGAAGCUGAAGCUGAAGCGCCGCCUAGCGACCCGUACUUGGCCGCCACGAGGGAGCUCGCGCUGCAGCACGGCUGGUCCAUUUCACCUGACGAGAUCGAGCUGCAUGAGAUGAUCGGCCAAGGAUCGACGGCGGACAUCCACCGGGCGACGUGGAGGGGCCUCGACGUGGCGGUGAAGUGGGUCAGGCCGGAGUUCUUCUUCUCCCUCUCCAGCAACGGGAUGGCCGGCGACGCCGAGGCCUUCUUCGCGCAGGAGGCCGACCUGCUGUCGCGGCAGCGGCACCCGCACGUGCUGCGUCUGAUGGGCGCGUGCCUGCGCCCGCCGGACAGCUGCUUCCUGGUGACCGAGCUCCUCAGCGGCGCCACGCUGGGGGAGUGGCUGCACGGGGCCAAGGACAGGCGGCGCCGGCAGAGGGAUCAUCCGACGCCGACGCUGGCGGAUAGGGUGAGCAGGGCGCUGGAGAUCGCGCUGGCGAUGCGGUACCUCCACGAGCAGACGCCGAGAGUCCUGCACCGCGACCUCAAGCCCAGCAACGUGCUGCUGGACGGCGAUUGGAGCGCUCGGGUCGCGGAUUUCGGGCAUGCCAGGUUCUUGCCGGACGGGAAGGCGGCGCUCACCGGCGAGACCGGCACGUACGUGUACAUGGCGCCUGAGGUAAUCCGCUGCGAGCCGUACACGGAGAAGUGCGACGUGUACAGCUUCGGCGUCAUACUGAACGAGCUCGUCACCGGGGAGCAUCCGUACAUUGAUACGAGCUACGGGCCUAGCAAGAUUGCGCUGGAAGUAGCAGAUGGGAAACUUCGGCCAAGACUCCCGGAAGACGACGCGAACUCUGGCGCAUUGGUUGAUCUCAUAUGCAGAACCUGGCAUGCGGAGCCUUUGAACAGGCCUUCGUUUGACACUAUCACUUCGGCGCUUCGAGAAAUCAAAGAGCAGCUCGAGACCACUCAGAGUUAGCAUCGGACUCUUUUCUUUUCUUUGAGAAAUACGCCGAGUUUAGUACUACUUCCGUCCCAUAUUAAGUGUCGAAAUAUUACAUGUAUCUAAAUGUUAGAUAUAUUUAUAUUUGAACAAAUUAGAGACACUUGAUAUGGGACGGAGGAAGUAGUUGCUGUGAAAGGCCACUCUAGUAGUUGUACGUUGCACAUCAACCUGAUAUAGGCCAAUGAGAUCUCACACUGCGGCUGGGCUGCGUUGCUGUAAAAAAGGAUGUAGCUUAGUACCACAUCGGCCAGGCGAGGACGCAAGGGAAAAAUCAGCCAUCUAUAUAACUA
Messenger RNA from Brachypodium distachyon (stiff brome), 2322 nucleotides. Its product is annotated as serine/threonine-protein kinase STY13. NCBI's taxonomy places the organism in Eukaryota, Viridiplantae, Streptophyta, Magnoliopsida, Poales, Poaceae. The record is from RefSeq and is a predicted model, not a curated record. Gene Ontology annotation, biological process: protein phosphorylation. The coding region runs from base 698 to 2005 and encodes 435 amino acids. The transcript has 4 exons. Gene Ontology annotation, molecular function: protein kinase activity; ATP binding.